Phialemonium atrogriseum is the source of this 714-nucleotide messenger RNA. RefSeq names its product elongation factor 1-beta. Gene Ontology annotation, biological process: translational elongation. The record is from RefSeq and is a predicted model, not a curated record. The transcript is spliced from 4 exons. Bases 1 to 714 code for a protein of 237 amino acids. Lineage: Eukaryota; Fungi; Ascomycota; Sordariomycetes; Cephalothecales; Cephalothecaceae. Gene Ontology annotation, molecular function: guanyl-nucleotide exchange factor activity; translation elongation factor activity. Gene Ontology annotation, cellular component: eukaryotic translation elongation factor 1 complex; cytosol.
AUGGUGUUCACCGAUCUUCAUACCGACGCCGGGCUCGCCACCCUGAGCUAUUGGCUAUCCACUCGUUCAUACAUUACCGGGUACACCGCGUCGCAAGGCGACGUCGCUUGCUUCAAGGCGCUCAAGUCAGCCCCGGACGCUGCCAAGCUCCCUCACGUGGCGCGCUGGUACAAGCACAUCGCGUCGUACGAGGACGAGUUCCCCACGCUGGCCGGCGACGCCACGAAGCCUUACACGGCAUAUGGGCCUGAUGAGGCCGAGCUGGCGUUGAACGAGGCCAAGGCGUCCGCCGCCGCCCCUGCUGCUGCCGCCCCUGCCGCCGCCGCAGAUGACGAUGACGACGACAACCUGUUCAGCAGCGACGAGGAGGAUGAGGAGGAGGCGCGCGCCCGCGAGGAGCGCCUGGCCGAGUACCGCAAGAAGAAGGAGGCCAAGCCUAAGACCAUUGCCAAGUCGAUUGUGACCAUGGACGUCAAGCCUUGGGAUGACGAGACCGACAUGGCCGGUCUUGAGGCUGCGGUCCGUGGGAUCGAGAAGGAUGGCUUGGUCUGGGGUGCAUCCAAGCUUGUCGCUGUCGGGUUCGGUAUCAAGAAGCUGCAGAUCAACUUGGUGGUUGAGGACGAGAAGAUCUCCCUGGAAGAGCUCCAGGAGGAGAUCGAGGAGAUCGAGGACUUCGUCCAGUCUUCUGAUAUCGUCGCCAUGCAGAAGCUUUAA